AUGAGGAGAUCCAGACUCACUGGGCAAACAAAAUCUAACGAUACAGCAUUUGGUUGGUAUUUUGCGGGGAAACCAAUGGACAGAAAAAGUGCUGGGAGCAGCCGAAUCAGGCUGAUCCGCUGUGUGCCGGAGACGGAGACCUGUAUACAUAGUCAAUGUCCCUCGCCGUCGCCUGUGCAGGAGAAGGUGGUGUGCACCUGCGGCAAUCGACGCGAGCUUCACUCCGCUGAAAAGCGUUGUCCAUCGCCGAAUAGCAGCGCAUCCUCCAGCUUUGAGCCAGGCAUGAGGUGCAAAUCCUCCGGCGGGUUCCAUGCUCUGAAACGGGAGUCUUCGCCGCAGGUGGAGAAACUGGUAUGCAGCUGUUCUCGAUGUGAGAUUCACAUCAGGGAAGCACGCCCCCGAUCUCCAACCAGCUCCACGGAUGCUGGACAGCAAAACAGAAAGUGUAAUUGUGAACGCUGUCGGCGUGUUGAAAAUCGCCCGACGCGCUCCAACGAGGCCCAUCCCCUCACCCCAAGCACCAGUGAUACCUCCGACCAUGAGCAGAACAGAAAAUCCCGGGGUCGUAGCUUUCAACCCCGGAAGCCUCAGCCUUCGCUGCUGGCCGAGAGGUCUUGCCCAAUUCACUCCCGUCCCACGACCCCUGCCACAUCAGCGACAUUCAACUCGAUGGCUGUACAUGCACCCCUGGUCGUUCAUCAUCACUGUCCGCAAGCAAUGUACUGCGAAGAGCAUCCGGAGCUUUGUUGUGCUUCACCUGUGCCAAAACCAAAUUCAACACGCGCACAAUCCCGUCAGUCAAAUCUCCAAUCCAGGCAAAGCUCUCACGAAAAGUCCACUCGUCAUUUCAAGUGUACCUGUGGCGGUACUUUCUCGCCCGAUGUCGUUUCUCCAGCAUCUGGACCCUUGAAACCCAGAACUGGGGUCCAGUAUUGCACCUGCGCUUCCUUUAUGGGACGGUACUUUGUCGAUGAUUCGAACUGGGACUAUUUUGGUAGUGACACAGCAUCUGAUAGCUCGGUUCAUGCAACGGCGGGUGCAACGGCAUAUGGAGUGAUGGGUGGUGAUCGAGAGGAAAUUGAAUCGCACUGCCCUCUUUAUCAUCGCUGUCAUCCGAGGUUUGAGCGUACUAACGGGUGGGUUUGUGGGCGGAAGUGA
Messenger RNA from Penicillium salamii, 1158 nucleotides. The record is from the annotation of a GenBank genome assembly. Lineage: Eukaryota; Fungi; Ascomycota; Eurotiomycetes; Eurotiales; Aspergillaceae.